Entrophospora candida is the source of this 2235-nucleotide messenger RNA. The record is from the annotation of a GenBank genome assembly. Lineage: Eukaryota; Fungi; Glomeromycota; Glomeromycetes; Entrophosporales; Entrophosporaceae.
GGAUUAAGCUUUGAUAAGGUAUCAGAUAAAGUAGAAUCGAAAGUGAAACCUAAGUGGGGUUUGAAUGAAAGAUUACCCAAUGCCAUAUUAAAUCCACGCCCACUUGUCAAAUUAUCUGGAAAAAUCAUCAAUGUAAAGGAAAUGAAAGAUGCACCAGAAGCUUACCCUGAUUUCUUAAGCGAGGAUCACACUACAACUCUUAUUCGCUCACCCGUUGCUAGUGGCAAAACAAAAACACUAAGAGAAAUUCUCGAUUCUUUAGCCAAAAGUGGAGCAGAUUUGCCUUGUUUUAACUGGGUUUCAUAUCGUAAAACUCUUAGCAAUGAGACCAAAGCUAAAGUUGAAAUAUUGCAAAGUUCAGGACUCCGUGUAUGCCAUUAUCAGGAAAAUGAGGGUGAUUUAGCUAUACGUGACUGGGAUGUUAUUAUUGUCCAAGUUGAAAGUACCCAUCGUCUUAAUUUCUAUGGAAGGCGUUCUUACGUAGUUAUCUUAGACGAAAAUAAUGCUAUUAUGCGUCAAAUGUCUAGUGGAGUUCAUGCACGUGAGUCUGAAAAUUCUAUGCGGGAUUUAUUAAAAUCAGCUGUUCAUGUUAUUUCUAUGGACGCAUUUGCAAAUGAAUCAACUUUAAACUUUUUGAGACAAUAUCGAGAUGGAGAUAUAAGACUUUUUGAUAACGAAUAUAAGCCACGUAAAGGUGAGAGUGUUAAAAUUCUUUAUGAUCCAGAUAAAGAAUCAGAAGCUAUAUGCAGGGGCCUUAAGAUGCUUCAGGAAGGUAAACGAGUUGCUUUUUCAAUGACUUCAUGCAAAAAAGCACGAGCUUUGGCAAACCAAGCUUCCAAACUGCAAAAACCAGACGGCUCGCACGUUUUAUCACGAGUUUAUUUUGGCCAAAUGGAUGGAAAGCAACGGCAGGAUGACUUUGCCGAUAUUAAUGCUACUUGGAGUGGUCUUGAUUGUGUGGUUUAUACAAGUACUGUAGAAGCUGGCAUCUCUUUUGAAAUUUCCAAUCAUUUUGAUGCAGUUAUAGGAAUAAGUAAUAUUAAUACAGGAGUGCAUGCCAAAGCUUUUGCACAAAUGUUUUAUCGAGUUCGCGAUUGCCCAUAUCGUAUUAUUUCUCUCUAUAAUAGUAAAAAAACUAGCAUUUUCAAAGAACCAAAUCGUGAUCUCAUUCGUGCUGAACUUUCUGCCUUGAGACCUGGAGAUUUACCAACUGCUAUAAAAGGACAUCGUGAAUGGGACAACAUUGCUGAUUGUUAUACUCUUGACUCAUCACCAGCAGUAGAGACCUAUAUUGAGGUCGAAUAUCAGAGACGCUUAUCGGCCAAAUAUUUUCCAGAAAUUCUAUGCAGUCUCAUUGCUAGUACUGGAGCAACACUUGAGUUAAUUUCAGCAGAAGGCACCAAAGUUGCUAGGAAAGAAGUUUCUAAUACUAUUAAGGGAAUUGAGAAAGCGAUUAAAGGCUCUGAUGCAGAAUCAAUAGUUAAUGCACCUGAUAUUACCCCCUAUGAAGCUGAAACUCUUAAGCUAAAUCCUGAACGUUCUUUUGCUGAUAACAUGACUUUACAACGUCAUUAUUUAUGGAGAACAUAUGCUUCAGGUGAUAUUGGAGGUAAGGAUGAUAUUCGAGAUUGGGGUAUGGAUCACGCUGACUGGACUAAACUCUGUGAUAUAGAUUUCGUAAAAAAAUUUAAUAGUCCUGAACCUUUACAACAUUUUAGAAGACUUGCCUAUUUCCGAAGACAAGGUUCUAAUGCGAUAAAAGCUUUGGAAAAUUUAAAAUUCAAAGAAACCAUACAAUGGGAGGAAUCACAAGAUUCUUUGGAUCCGGCCUCAAAUGAUUUGCAUAAAUAUUAUUCAGUAAAACAAUGGGAGGCUGUUAUAACCUUUUCCAAUCAUUGGGAAAAAAUCAUUAAAAUUCGACAAGAUGCAUUAUUACUCUUCGGAUUUAAAUCUCGGGCCAAAGGAACACCUGAUCUCAAUGCUACAAUAAAAUUCAUCAAUGCAGUAGUGGGUAAUUGGUGUGGUUAUACUAUUAAGAGUGGACGAAAACUUUCUGGUUCAAAAGAUCAACGCAUGUGGAAAUAUACUUAUUGGAUUGAUCGUAAACCAUAUAGUGGAACUGGUUUUAACAGAGGAUGGACACCUACACUUCCACCAUAUAAACCAGAAUCAGUCAAUGAAACUCAAGAACUCUUCGACUCGAUUGCUGAUACUAACUCAAAAUUUACCGAUUAA